AUGUCAAUGAAAAACCGAACAGUCAUCUCCCAGUUCCUACUUCUGGGACUGCCUAUCCUCCCAGAGCACCAGCACCUGUUCUACACCCUGUUCUUGGCCAUGUACCUCACCACCAUCCUGGGGAACCUCAUCAUCAUCAUCCUCAUUAUAUUGGACUCCCAUCUCCAUACACCCAUGUACUUGUUUCUCAGCAAUUUGUCCUUCUCUGACCUCUGCUUUUCCUCUGUCACGAUGCCCAAGUUGCUGCAGAACAUGCAAAGCCAGGACACAUCCAUCUCCUAUGAUGGCUGUCUGACACAAAUGUACUUUUUAAUGGUUUUUGGAGAUAUGGAGAGCUUUCUUCUUGUGGUCAUGGCCUAUGACCGCUAUGUGGCCAUCUGCUUCCCUCUGCAUUACAACAGCAUCAUGAGCCCCAAGCUCUGUGUGUGUUUGGUGCUGCUGUCCUGGGUGUUUACCAUGUUGUAUUCCCUAUUGCACACUUUACUCUUAGCUAAAUUGUCAUUCUGUGAGGACAAUGUAAUCCAUAAUUUUUUCUGUGACAUAUCUGCCCUGCUCAAGUUGGCCUGCUCUGACAUUUAUAUUAAUGAACUAAUGAUAUUUAUCUUGGGAGGGCUUGUCAUUGUCAUCCCAUUCUUACUCAUUGUUGUGUCCUAUAUACAAAUUGUCUUCUCCAUUCUAAAGGUUUCACCUACUAGAGUUAUUCACAAGAUAUUCUCCACCUGUGGCUCCCACCUAUCUGUGGUGUCACUGUUCUAUGGGACAAUUAUAGGUUUAUACUUAUGUCCAUCAGCUAAUAACUCUACUGUGAAGGAGAUUGUCAUGGCCAUGAUGUACACAGUGGUGACUCCCAUGCUGAAUCCCUUCAUCUACAGCCUGAGGAAUAGAGAUAUGAAAGAGGCACUGAUAAGAGUCCUUUACAAGAAGAAAAUCUCUUUAUAA
Messenger RNA from Rattus norvegicus (Norway rat), 939 nucleotides. RefSeq names its product olfactory receptor family 1 subfamily E member 28 (gene Or1e28). The record is from RefSeq and is marked reviewed. Bases 1 to 939 code for a protein of 312 amino acids. The transcript has a single exon. NCBI's taxonomy places the organism in Eukaryota, Metazoa, Chordata, Mammalia, Rodentia, Muridae. Gene Ontology annotation, molecular function: G protein-coupled receptor activity; olfactory receptor activity. Gene Ontology annotation, biological process: detection of chemical stimulus involved in sensory perception of smell; G protein-coupled receptor signaling pathway; signal transduction. Gene Ontology annotation, cellular component: membrane; plasma membrane.